Molecule: messenger RNA, 8307 nt
Organism: Pelodiscus sinensis (Chinese soft-shelled turtle)
Lineage: Eukaryota; Metazoa; Chordata; Testudines; Trionychidae
Source: RefSeq, a predicted model, not a curated record
UUUUAUUUACCAUUUUUAUUGAAAAUUCCAAGACAUCAUAAAAAGCAAGGAGAGCCCCCGCCCCCCCCACUACAUCUGAUUGCUGGACUCUACACUAUAGAACAUCAAUAUGUCGGGAGCUUCUGUGAAGGUGGCUGUCCGGGUCAGGCCUUUCAAUUCCAGAGAGACCAGCAAAGAAUCCAAAUGCAUCAUCCAGAUGCAAGGCAACUCAACCAGUAUUAUCAACCCAAAGAAUCCCAAGGAAGCACCAAAGUCCUUCAGCUUUGACUACUCGUACUGGUCUCACACCUCGCCUGAAGAUCCCUGCUUUGCGUCUCAGAACCGUGUGUACAAUGACAUUGGGAAAGAGAUGCUCUUGCAUGCCUUUGAAGGCUACAAUGUGUGUAUAUUUGCCUAUGGGCAGACUGGAGCUGGGAAAUCCUACACCAUGAUGGGCAAACAGGAGGAAAGCCAGGCAGGCAUCAUCCCACAGCUAUGUGAAGAACUGUUUGAGAAAAUCAAUGACAACAGUAAUGAGGAGAUAUCCUAUUCUGUGGAGGUCAGUUACAUGGAGAUUUAUUGUGAGAGAGUCAGAGACUUACUGAACCCGAAGAACAAGGGGAAUUUGCGGGUGCGAGAGCACCCCCUGCUUGGACCCUACGUGGAGGACCUUUCCAAGUUAGCUGUCACCUCCUAUACUGACAUUGCAGACCUCAUGGAUGCUGGGAACAAAGCCAGGACUGUGGCAGCUACCAACAUGAAUGAAACCAGUAGCCGUUCUCAUGCUGUGUUUACGAUUGUCUUUACUCAGAAGAGACAUGAUACAGAAACUGACCUUUGCACUGAGAAGGUCAGCAAGAUUAGCCUUGUGGAUCUAGCUGGGAGUGAGAGAGCAGACUCAACUGGUGCCAAGGGGACUCGAUUAAAGGAAGGAGCGAAUAUCAACAAGUCUCUCACAACUCUGGGCAAAGUAAUUUCAGCCUUGGCAGAGGUGGAUAACUGCACCAGUAAGAGCAAGAAGAAGAAGAAGACCGACUUUAUUCCAUACAGAGAUUCUGUGCUAACUUGGUUACUUCGGGAGAAUCUAGGUGGAAACUCCAGAACUGCCAUGGUUGCGGCCCUGAGUCCAGCAGAUAUCAACUACGAUGAAACUUUGAGCACUUUAAGGUAUGCAGAUCGUGCAAAGCAGAUUAAAUGCAAUGCUGUUAUCAACGAGGAUCCCAAUGCCAAAUUGGUGCGUGAGCUUAAGGAAGAGGUGACAAGGCUCAAGGAUCUACUGCGUGCCCAAGGGCUAGGAGAUAUUAUUGACAUUGGUCCAAUGGGAGAUGAUUACUCUGGAAGUGGAGGCAAAUAUCUGAAAGAUUUUCAGAACAAUAAACAUAGAUACUUGCUAGCCUCCGAGAAUCAACGCCCUGGCAAUUUUUCCACAGCCUCCAUGGGGUCCCUCAGUGCAUCUCCAUCUUCCUGCUCUCUCAGUAGUCAGGUGGGCUUAGCAUCUGUGUCCAGUAUACAGGAGAGGAUCAUGUCUACACCUGGAGGAGAGGAAGCCAUUGAACGUUUGAAGGAAUCCGAGAAGAUCAUUGCAGAGCUGAAUGAGACAUGGGAGGAGAAGUUGCGGAAGACUGAGGCCAUUAGGAUGGAGAGGGAGGCCUUGCUGGCUGAGAUGGGAGUUGCCAUUCGGGAAGAUGGAGGAACUCUGGGAGUCUUCUCCCCUAAAAAGACACCUCAUCUUGUGAACCUCAAUGAAGAUCCACUCAUGUCAGAAUGUCUGCUUUAUUAUAUCAAAGAUGGCAUCACUAGGGUUGGACAGGCAGAUGCUGAGCGGCGACAGGACAUUGUGCUGAGUGGGGCUCACAUUAAAGAGGAACAUUGUCUCUUCCGAAGUGAGAGGAACCACAAUGGUGAUGUUAUUGUUACUCUGGAGCCUUGUGAACGGUCAGAAACAUACGUCAAUGGCAAGAGGGUUGUGCAGCCUGUGCAACUGCGCUCAGGAAAUCGUAUCAUCAUGGGUAAAAAUCAUGUUUUCCGAUUCAACCACCCUGAGCAAGCACGAGCAGAGAGGGAGAAAACUCCAUCAGCUGAAACUCCCUCUGAACCAGUAGACUGGACUUUUGCUCAAAGGGAACUCUUAGAAAAACAGGGCAUUGAUAUGAAGCAGGAGAUGGAGAAGAGGUUACAAGAAAUGGAAAUUUUGUACAAGAAGGAGAAGGAGGAAGCAGAUCUCUUGUUGGAGCAGCAAAGGCUGGACUAUGAGAGUAAACUGCAGGCCUUGCAGAAGCAGGUUGAGACGCGUUCCCUAGCUGCUGAGAUGACAGAAGAGGAAGAGGAGGAGGAGGAGGAAGUGCCCUGGACUCAGCAUGAAUAUGAACUGGCCCAGUGGGCAUUCAGAAAAUGGAAAUUUCACCAAUUCACUUCAUUAAGGGACCAGCUCUGGGGAAAUGCAGUCUAUCUGAAAGAGGCCAAUGCCAUCAGCGUGGAAUUAAAGAAGAAGGUGCAGUUUCAGUUUGUUCUGCUGACUGACACGCUCUAUUCCCCUCUGCCCCCCGAACUGCUGCCCACUGAAGCAGAGAAGGCUCGGAACAACAGACCUUUUCCUCGGACAGUGGUGGCUGUGGAAGUCCAGGAUCUGAAGAAUGGAGCGACACAUUACUGGUCCUUGGAGAAACUCAAGCAGAGAUUAGAGCUGAUGCGGGAGAUGUAUGACAGGGCUGGAGAAAUGGCAUCCAACAGCCAGGAUGAGAACGAGAGCACAAUGACUGGUAGUGACCCCUUCUACGAUCGAUUCCAUUGGUUCAAGCUGGUUGGAAGCUCCCCCAUUUUCCAUGGCUGCGUGAAUGAGCGCCUUGCUGACCGCACGCCCUCCCCCACUUUCUCCACGGCUGACUCCGACAUAACCGAACUGGCUGAUGAGCAGCAAGAUGAGAUGGAAGACUUUGAUGAUGAGGCCUUUGUGGAUGAUACUGGCUCCGACGCUGGAACUGAGGAGGGAUCGGACCUCUUCAAUGAUGGGCACGACCCGUUUUACGACCGGUCCCCUUGGUUCAUUUUAGUGGGAAGGGCAUUCGUAUAUCUGAGUAAUCUGCUGUACCCAGUGCCGCUCAUCCACAGAGUGGCAGUUGUUAGUGAGAAGGGGGAGGUUCGAGGAUUUCUGCGUGUGGCAGUGCAAGCAAUAGCAGCUGAUGAAGAAGCCCCAGAUUAUGGAUCUGGUAUUCGUCAGUCUGGCACAGCUAAAAUUUCUUUUGAUGAUGAAUAUUUUAAUAAGAGUGACUUUUCUUCAGUUGCAAUGACUCGUUCUGGACUGUCACUAGAAGAGCUGAGAAUUGUGGAAGGGCAAGGUCAGAGUUCAGAGGUCAUGACUCCCCCAGAAGAAAUUAACAGAAUGAAUGACCUGGACCUGAAGUCGGGCACUUUGCUAGAUGGGAAGAAGGUGAUGGAAGGAUUUACUGAGGAGGUUGGAGACCACCUGAAACUGGGUAGUGUGUUCACCUUCCGAGUGACAGUGCUGCAGGCCAGUGGCAUUCUCCCAGAAUAUGCAGAUAUCUUCUGUCAGUUCAACUUUUUACAUCGACAUGAUGAAGCUUUCUCUACUGAACCUCUCAAAAAUAAUGGCCGGGCGAGUGCUCUUGGGUUUUACCAUGUCCAAAAUAUUGCUGUGGAAGUGACAGACUCUUUUGUGGAUUACAUCAAAACCAAGCCUAUUGUGUUUGAAGUCUUUGGGCACUACCAGCAGCAUCCUCUCCAUCUGCAGGGACAGGAUCUCAACAGCCCUCCUCAGCCAUCCCGGCGAUUCUUUCCACCUCCCAUGCCGCUGUCGAAGCCAGACCAUGAGAGAAAAAUUGAGUUGAUUAGGUAUCUCAUGUCUGGCUAUGUAAAUGUGCAUGUGCUGAACACGCUGUCUGAGCACGCCAAUGUGCUUGCAUCCUCGGCUGUGGCUACAUUCCAGGAUGGGGCUGACCAGCUGCCACCUUUUCUUUUUCUGCCUGUUCCCAGCUGUCAGAGUGAGCGGGUUCCCAAAAGAGAUGUUCCAGCCACAAAGCUAAACACUAUGAGCAAAACUAAUCUGGGCCAGAGCAUGAGCAAAUAUGACCUCCUGGUUUGGUUUGAGAUCAGCGAGCUGGAGCCAACCGGAGAAUACAUCCCUGCUAUCGUUGAUCACACCGGAGGUCUACCCUGCCAGGGGACGUUCUUGCUUCACCAGGGAAUCCAACGUAGGAUUACAGUUACCAUUAUCCAUGAGAGAGGCAGUGAAUUGCACUGGAAAGAUGUGCGAGAGUUGGUUGUUGGUCGUAUCCGAAAUAAAGCAGAGGUAGAUGAAGCUGCUGUGGAUGCCAUUCUGUCUUUGAAUAUAAUCUCUGCAAAGUAUCUGAAAUCUUCUCAUAGCUCCAACAGGACUUUCUAUCGUUUUGAGGCUGUUUGGGAUAGCUCCUUGCAUAACUCCCUCCUCCUCAAUCGAGUGACACCCUACGGAGAGAAGAUCUAUAUGACCUUGUCUGCAUAUCUGGAGCUUGACCACUGCAUCCAACCAGCUGUGAUUACUAAGGAUGUCUGUAUGGUCUUCUACUCACGAGAUGCCAAGAUUUCACCACCACGCUCGCUGCGCAGUCUCUUUGGCAGUGGCUACUCUAAAUCCCCGGACUCCAAUCGAGUAACUGGAAUCUAUGAGCUGAGUUUAUGCAAAAUGGCAGACACAGGAAGCCCAGGAAUGCAGAGGAGGAGGAGGAAAGUGCUGGAUACUUCUGUGGCAUAUGUCCGUGGGGAAGAGAACCUGGCAGGCUGGAGGCCCCGUGGCGACAGCCUCAUUCUAGAGCAUCAGUGGGAACUGGAGAAGCUGGAACAGCUGCAUGAGGUGGAAAAGACUCGGCAUUUCUUGCUACUACUUGAGAAACUUGGCGACAGCAUCCCCAAAUCCUUGAGUGACUCACUGUCCCCCAGUCUGAGCAGUGGGACCCUCAGCACCUCGACCAGCAUCUCCUCCCAAAUUUCCACUACCACUUUUGAGAGUGCUGUCACACCCAGUGAAAGCAGCGGCUAUGACUCUGCAGACAUCGAGAGCCUGGUGGAUAGGGAGAAAGAGCUUGCCACCAAGUGCCUGCAGCUUCUUACCCACACUUUCAACCGUGACUAUAACCAGGUGUACAACAGCAUCAGUGAUUGUAAGCUGUCUGAUAUCUCUCCAAUUGGGCGGGACCCAUCAGUGUCCAGUUUCAGCAGUGCCACGCUCACACCUUCUUCUACUUGUCCCUCUCUGGCAGAUUCAAGAUGCAAUUCAGUGGAUCAGAAGACUCCAGAAGCAAAUUCCCGUGCCUCCAGCCCCUGUCCAGAGUUGGAACAAUUCCAGCUGGUUCCAAUAGUCGAAACCUCCUUCCUGGCCAGAGCUGGAAAGAAUGAAUUUCUGAACCUUGUUCCAGAUAUUGAGGAAAUCAGACCUGGCUCUGUGGUCUCAAAGAAGGGGUACCUCCACUUCAAGGAACCACUCUCCAGCUCUUGGGCUAAGCACUUCGUGAUAGUCCGUCGUCCGUACGUCUUUAUUUACAACAGUGACAAAGAUCCUGUGGAGAGGGGGAUCAUAAACCUGUCCACAGCUCAGGUGGAGUACAGUGAGGAUCAGCAGGCAAUGGUGAAGACACCCAACACCUUUGCUGUGUGCACAAAGCACCGUGGGGUCCUGCUCCAGGCCAUCAAUGACAAAGAUAUGAACGACUGGUUAUACGCCUUCAACCCUCUUCUUGCCGGCACAAUACGGUCAAAACUGGCCCGAAGACGCACGGGUCUGCUGAAGUACUGAGUCUCUGUAACGUUCUCAUCUGUUCUAACUCGCCUUCUGAUAGAUAAAGUGUUACCUCUCAUUUCUCUUUGUGAUUCUUGAUGGUUUCUCUUGUAUGUAAUCCUGUGGCUAACUUCCCCUCCCUCUCCACCUUCUUCAGCACUUUUUCUAGCUAUUCUAACACUACCCUUUUAAUUUUUCAAAUGUGUUGAGAAUCCUAUUAGUAGCAUGUGGCCAAAACAAAAGGAAAAAAACAAAAAAAAAACCCAGUGAAUAUCACACAACUUCAAAAAGAAAAGUGGGUUUUUUUUUGUUUUUUCCUUAAGACUAUUGGUUUCCCAUUCCAGCUGACUCUCUUUGGUGUCUGUACCACUGUCCUCAAUGUUAUCUGUCUGAAAUGCUUUUUCAUUUUCCUUUAUUUUGUGACUUUGCAGUAACCACAAUGCUGCCCUCAGGACAAGAUUCUUACACUAGGGAAAUAUGGUUCCUUCUAAGUGUCUAAACAUAGCAUUACCAAGACAGAAGCUGUCACUACUCUCAAGGCUUUCUUAGUCUUGCCUGUCAUGUAACAUCCCCACUCACCCCUGUGAGAGGUGACCUGUAAGAUACCUUAACCUAUCCAGGUUGGACUUGAAUCUCAGAACCCAGAUAUCCAGGAAUUUGAAUUAAUUUUGGAGAUCGAGGAGGAGUUGAUGUUGAGCAGUUCAGAGCAAGGUCUUUUAUUGUCUAGAUUGAGGGGAGGAGAACAGGAGCAGAGCAUAAGUGAUGUAGCAGUAGCCUGGAAGAAACUGCCCUGUGAGCUUUUGCCAUAGGGGUCUACAUUGGCACUUAAAAAUAAAAAAAGCCCCUCCCCCCAAUUAGCACUUCUCUGCCCCUGUUUUGAGCUGAGGAGGUGGAGUUUUUGGUAACUGUGUGCAGCCAAUGUGGCCAUGUCCCUCCUGGUUGGGAAAGGAGGUUGUCACUGCAUUGGAUGCAAAUGCUGAAAUUUGAAGGGUUCAGCCUUUUCUGAUGCUUAUGAAGGAAAGUGUGAAGUAUUAAAAUCCCUGCGUAGUAGUUCUCUUGAGCAUAUACAGGAAUUAACCAGAAGGGUAGGGAGAUGCUUCCCUUUACUCUUUGGUCUUGAAAGUUACUGUAGUCAUGACUUAUCCCUUCCCUGUUUGACUAAAAGAGAAACCAGGAUGGCCUGGAAAGCUACUCUGAAAAAUGCAUCUGGCCUGCACUCUUGGAGUACUUCUGAAAUGAGGGCCUCCCACCUUAUGGGUACUAUCCUCCUUUCUCCAAUUCAAACAACAUUCAGUCUGAUGAAAUAGCCUCUCUCCACUCUCUCCUUUUAAAAGCUUAGUGGUGGCAGCACUUCCCAGCCACUGCAUGCUCCAGGAUGGGAGGAAGCUUUGGCUUCUCUUUGGGGGGGGGGGAGGGGAAGAGUCACAUUGCUGUUUGUAUGUCACCACCACCUUUCUCCUCCUCCUUUUCUUCAGCUGCCUCCAAUUUAAAUUCUGUGGAUAGGAAGAGAGACCAAGCAGACUCUUAAUCCUGGUCACCAGUGUCUAACAAGUGCCUGUUGUAAGAUCCCCUGGACAGUGGCAGCUAUUGCUAAUUUGAUAUAGGGUCUCUUAGACAAACCUCAAAAUCCCUGCCCUCCCGCUCCUUCAGCUCUUCCUCCAAAGACACAGUGAGUUUCCUUUCUCUGGGAGAUGAAUUUCCAGCUUAGGUUUCUUGGUGGCUGAAGAGGAGUUUUUUAGCAUCCAUUAAAACCCCUUCAUUAUAUUUUAGCAGCUCCUAGAGGGUGGGGAUGUACAGAGUACUCAUGAAAUUUUGGCCCGUGGAAGUGGCAAGAGGGGUUUAUUUCACUAGCCUACACAGAUGCACAAAACUCUGAUCACUCCACCUCCGGAAGGUAGUUUUCAUUCAGAUCACUCCUUGUCACUUAAUCGUGCCACCCACUGGAGUUUCUGUGGCCAAAUGCCUGAGGGAUUCUCAAUAGAGCAACUUCAUACCAGCUUCAUGCACUGCUUUGUUUAAGCUGCAAAGCGCAAUGCAUAAUGAGACCUCCUAAAAGCUUAGUUAAAAAAGGAGCAGGAAGAUGAAGACUGAUGCUUGCUAGGACAUGUCUUUAUACCUUACAUGAGCGUGAUCUAAACAGUGAGCUCUCACCCUUCUUUUGUGUUCCCCUAACACUUUCCAGAACAGGAAUCUGCAGUGGGGUCUUAGGGCCCAAGAGCAUCACACAGAAAGCAUUUGUUUGCAUUUGUUUAUAGCAUUUUGUUCUUUAAUUGUGUGACCUUAACACAGUGAUGUACUUUGUUAUGUAACAAACACAAUAUGCACUUCCAGUGUGUGCAGAAACCAAGACUGCUAGUACAGGAAGAGGGUUCCCUGAGCUGGAGCUAAGCAGAUUUCAGGACUAUUCUAAGAAUGAACUAUAGGUUAAUUGUAAGCACUAAGUCACAGCUGCUGCUGCCGCUGCCAUUGGUAAUAAAGAUGGGACCUGUUUGAGAACUGGAGGCGAUUAGAUGGUGGUAUUAUGUAACGCACUGAGAACUUUUUUUUUUUUUUUUUUUUAA